Caenorhabditis briggsae is the source of this 942-nucleotide messenger RNA. The record is from RefSeq and is a predicted model, not a curated record. The transcript is spliced from 5 exons. The coding region runs from base 1 to 942 and encodes 313 amino acids. NCBI's taxonomy places the organism in Eukaryota, Metazoa, Nematoda, Chromadorea, Rhabditida, Rhabditidae.
AUGUACGGUCAUCCGAACAGGAUAAUUGAAUCCCUUUUGUUCAACAAAGCAAAGCAAAAAAGUGAACCAUCCACGACGGGAUCUAAUUCACUGUCAGCUAUUCGAUAUUCGGAAUUUCACGUGAACAGUUGUUUGGACUCUGUCGUUCCUCGCCCAACUUGCCACGUCAACAAUCAAUGUUUCUGCUACAAAAAUGCGGCGGACUGCACAACCUGUAGUUCACAGUGUACAGAAGAUAGUGAUAUAUUCUAUCUGACGUCAUCGGAAUCAAGAUCACAUGCCGGAUCUUCUUCUGAAGAUGGAUCUUCGUUGGAAGCUGAAGUGGAUGAUUACCGUGAAAAAGUCAACGAUAGCUCAGGAGUUUUCAAUAUUCCGGCUCUUCAUGAAAUCGACGAUCUCAUUGAUAUACUGAAAACUAAAACGAUGGAAUAUCGAGAAGAGUUUGAGAAACUGGCAGAAACGUUUGGUCAGAUGCUGACAAUAGUUGGAUUUCAAAAAGCUGUGCUCAAUGACAAACUUCAAUACGUAGAAUCUAAAAUUUCUGAAGAAGAAUUCACAGUACAAAUUGAAAAUAUUGAAAACGAGGAAAUCUCCGUUGAAGUGAGUCAGAAGAUGCUAGACAUGGGCAAGGAGGAAUUUGCAAGUCUUCGUAGUGACUAUCUGAAUAGAUUGAUACAUGAAGACAUUAUGAAAUCCAACAAAAUGCGAAUUGAGGAGAUGAAGGAGCGACUGGAGACAAUGAGGAGAAUCGACGAGGACCCAGAACCGUCAAGAUCUUUGGAGCUGGACUUGAACAAAAUUCUGGACGACGUCUCAACAGGUCGAUCGUUUUGUGAGCCCACUUAUUCAUUAAUCAACGCAUUUUUCGUCUUCCAGGUCUCGAAGAUUUGUGACCAAUGCUAUUGUUCAUCACUGUCAGAUCCAGAAAGCCGACUCAAGUGA